This is a messenger RNA of Cetraspora pellucida, 1104 nucleotides long. The record is from the annotation of a GenBank genome assembly. NCBI's taxonomy places the organism in Eukaryota, Fungi, Glomeromycota, Glomeromycetes, Diversisporales, Gigasporaceae.
AUGCAAGCUGAUGACAUUAAAAAUGUGUGCCAACUUAAUAAUGAACAUAUUAAUAUUAAUAAUCAGAAUUUAUUGCACAAUAUAAAUAUUAAAGAUAAUAACAACGAUCAAAAUAAUGAGGAUACCAAUAUUCAGGAAAUCGACGAUAAGAAAAGAAUUAAUAAGAAUUUACUACGUGAUACUAUGGAUAUUGACAAUGAUAGGCGCGAAACUGUGGAUAUUCAAAAUAUUGAUAACAAUCUAAAGAAUUUUCCAAAUCCAUACAUUCUUAUUACAAAGAAAGCUCCAUCAGCAAAUUAUUCAAAAGCUUCAGAUUCUUUAGAUUCGACUUCAGAAGUUUCAGAUUUGGCUUCAGAAGCUUCAAAUUUUUUAGAUUCGAUUUCAGAAGUAAACAGCCUGCCAACAAAUAUCUCAUCAAAAAAUAAUAAUCUAUCAGAAAAAAGCAGUUAUCAGAUUAAUGACAAGAUUAACGAGAAAGAAAAUGAAAUUAUUUCUGAUGAGAACACUCGAUAUCCAAUUGUUCUGAUAGAGAACAUUGAAGCACCAAAUUAUAAACAAAUAAGAAUUUUAAAAUUGAAACGUAAAUCUGAUUAUGAUAGUAGAGAGCAAGAUAAAGGCAAACAAAAGGAACUACCUGAAUUAAGUUCUGAUUCUGAUGAAUUAGAUGUUAAAAAGGCUCUUAAUAAAAAGAAAAAAUUAUCUUGCGAUAGUAGAGUGCAAGACAAAGGCAAACAAAAGAAACUACCUGGAUCAAGUUCUGAUUCUGAUGAAUUAGAAGUUAAAAAAGCUCCUAAUAAAAAGAAAAAAUUAUCUUGCGAUCCAAAAGAUCUACAAGGAAUAUUCACACAACAUAUCGAUUUUAAUGAAGUUUCAACACCAGUAUCAUUAGAUCCAUUACCAAAACAUUUACAAAAUGUUACAAAUAUUAUACUAAGUGAAUUGAUCGAAGCCAAGUUAAUGGCAAAAUAUUUUUGUAAUGCAACUGAAAAUGAAUACAAUAUUCUAAUUCAAGCAUUAUUAGGAGAUCCAAAAUUUCCAAAAUUUUUUAACCUAAAAGAUAAAGAUGUAUUCAUAUUAGCUAAUAUUGCUGAGAAACUUUAUUAA